AUGGCGGCGCCGCCCAUGGCUUCCCUCCAUCUGUGCUCUCUCAUCCUGAUGGUAUGUUCUCUCUUCCUCGGCUCCGCAGUAGACGAUCCCAUCUACAGUCUGUGCAACACGGGGAGAAACUACACCGACAAAAGCACCUUCCAGGACAACCUCGGUCACCUCAUCUCCUCCCUCUCCUUGUCGGUCCCCGCUACCGGCUUCGCCAACGGCACAGUUGGGGAGGUCCCCAACAGGGUUUAUGGCCUGAUGAUUUGCCGAGGGGACAUCAACGAAAGCAGGUGCCGGGAAUGCCUUGCCGGCAUCUCCUGGAACGCCGCAACGAAAUGCCCCCGAAACAAGGGCGCCACCAUCUUCAACGAGCUCUGCCACCUGCGUUACUCCGACCAGAACUUCUUCGGCUCGUCCACGGGGACGGAAAUCUCCAUGUGGAACACGGGAAACGUCUCGGACGUGCCUACCUUCGACCGCCUACUGGGGGAGCUCUUGGGCAACCUGACCAUACGCGCCUCCUCGUCGGAGAGGAGAUUCGCCAACGGGUCGGUGGACUUCACCAACUUCGAGAAGGUAUACGCGCUUGUCCAGUGCACCAGAGAUUUAGCGCCGGAGACCUGCAACACUUGUCUAAUGGACGAGAUCAGCUAUAUUCCCCAGUGCUGUGAGGCAAAAAAAGGGGCGAGAGUGAUCGGCGGGAGCUGUUACCUCCGGUACGAAGUAGCUCCCUUCUUUAAUGCCUCCGCCGCCGCCGACCCGCCAGCGCCUCCUCCUCCCCCUUCCGUACCGGCUAAUACGUCUCCGCCGCCCUCUGGGACCCCCGCUGCAGGAGGUAAAAGCUAAGUUUGUUGCUAUGUUGCUUCGUCCUUUCACAAUUUCCUCAUCUAGGACUUUGAGCGAAAGAAACGAGUCAAGGUUCUUUGAGGUUUUUCGGGGUGAUCACUCUCAUACUGACAGGCUCUGUUCGAUCUAUUUCUUUACUUCUGCAUGAUAAUUUCUGUUUUUUUAAUUUUAAACGGUGCCCAAAAAGCUUCUUUUGCAGUAAAGUAAAAAAAAAUAAAGCUAAAAAAAUUAAGUGAAGUGAAUCAUGAACUGUCCAUUCUUUCUUUCGCAGAUAAAAAGAACAAGAAUUUGACAAUAGCUGUGGCGAUUGCUGUCCCACUCACGGUUUCUUUCGCAAUUAUGGCUGCCAUAUGGAUUUGCAUAAGGAGGAAAAAACUAAUUGGUAGGUUACCAACUAUUUAUGAAAUCAUUUUAUCUGAGAAGUAAUCUGACACCAAAUUGGUUAGUAUAUCUAAUUGAUUGAUUUGACAUUAAGAAUAUUUUUUGACUAACUAAAUAUCUUUACUUAUGUUGAGUUUCAUCAACAUCAUGUUCAGCAUAUGAUGAACAAUGCAAAGAUGGUGCCAAUGAAGCUGAUUCCUUACUAUUUGACUUAGACACUUUAAAGCUUGCUACAAUGAACUUCUCCGAUCAAAACAAGCUUGGUGAAGGAGGGUUUGGCGUUGUCUACCAGGUAAACUAUUUGAUUAACAAUGAUUACUUAUUAUCAAGUUAUUGAGCAUGAACCUUAUGAGACUGUUAAUGCGUCCUACGGAGGUUGUACUUUUUUUUCUCUGUAGACUAUCAUUACAAUCUAAAUAUCAUUUAGGGCAUUAUCACCUCAGCUAUGACCUUAUCCUGUAAUAAAUUUCACUAAUCCAAGGUUUCUACAUUUCACAUUAAUUAGCAUACAUAUUUUGUCCAGGGUGUGCUCACAGACAGGCGACUAAUAGCAGUGAAGAGACUUGUAACAAGCUCUGCCCAAGGAAUAGGAGAACUUAAGAAUGAGGUUGCCUUAGUGGCCAAACUCCAUCAUCGUAAUUUGAUAAGGUUGAUGGGUUAUUGCUUGCAAGCUCAAGAGAAGCUAUUAGUAUACGAAUAUCUGCCAAAUAAAAGCCUUGACAAAUUUUUAUUUGGUAUACUUCUAACUUUGAUUCUUUCUAUUCUUCAAAAUAUCAUCCCAUCAGUUUGAUUUAUCAUUAGCUACUCACUAUUUAUUUGUCUAAUUUUCAGUAAUAUUAAAUCAAAUGUAACGUUUCAAGAUGUACAUAAUGUGGAUCUAAUCUCUUUGUGUUUGGAUGGUAGAUCCAUUUAGAUCCAAGGAACUGACUUGGGAAAAGAGGGUGAAUAUUAUUGAAGGAAUUGCCCGAGGACUCCUAUAUCUUCACGAAGAUUCUCAACUGAAGAUAGUUCACAGAGAUCUGAAGGCUAGCAAUAUAUUGUUGGAUGCCGGGAUGAAUCCAAAGAUUGCUGAUUUCGGUCUCGCAAGGCUAUUCGGAAAUGAACAAAGUCAUGGAAACACAAACCGAAUUGCCGGAACAUUGUAAGUCUACACAACCAAAUUACGAACAACUACCCUGUUAUAUUUUUUUUUCUGUAUUAAUUCCAUAUGAGCUAAUGUUUUUAGUACAAGUUUAAUGGUUUCCUAUGUUUGUAUGUAUAUGUGUGUGUAUAAAAAUGUCAGCAGAUUGAACCCAAGUUAGAGCUAGUUUAUGAUUAGAAGAGAGAAGUCUUGGAAAUGAGCUCAAGUUGGAGUGUAUUCUAGAUUAGUUAGAUAUCAUAGGGAACUUUCCUUGGUGGUGGUGGCCAUAAAACAUAAGCGAGAGAAGGAUGUGUGAAAUGUGUGGUGAACAGUAACAUUAUGUGUACAAGAGAGCACCUUCCAUAUGUUGGCAUGUAAGGAUCUCUCAUCAUUUCAUGCCCACUGGAAAUACGUUCAUAUAUCUAGAUUUCGGGGCAAGUUUGCAAAAUCGUAUUAACUUUGUCAAAGAUCAUGAUCAAAGCGCAUUAGAUAGCUAUAAAUCAAUACAAAACUUGACACACUUUUAUUUAAUGGUGAAAGUGGCUACAUGGCACCAGAGUAUGUGAUGCAUGGGCAGAUCUCUACAAAAUCAGAUGUUUAUAGCUUUGGUGUCCUACUUUUGGAAAUAGUGACUGGCAGAAGAUGCACUGGCUACUAUGGCUCUGAUCCUCCAACUGACCUCAUAAGCUAUGUAAGAAUGGCCAUAACCUUUGAAGCUACGUUCUAGGUAUCUACUUUGACACCCCUUUGUGAUGAGGUUCUCUAUUAAUUUACUGUAUCUGGCAUAUUCCUAUAGAUUUGGCAACAUUGGGAGAAAGGAAACCCAGUGAAACUGGUUGACAAAGGCAUAACCGAUGGUUGUUCAACAGAAGAAGUAUUGAGGUACAUUCACAGUGGGCUACUUUGCGUCCAACAAGACCCACUGGACCGUCCCAAGAUGUCUUUUGUCAUUUUGAUGCUCAACAGUGACUCGACAUCUCUUCCGGCCAUAUCUCCCUUGUCAUGCUUAACCUACAGCAGCACGAUUGCUAGUGGGGACCAAGGAAUGACCAAUAGGCCAAUGGAUGGGCCCUCUAUGACUUGGCCACCAAGAAAUGAUGUAUUGACUAUAAAAUCAGACAACACCAUGUUUGAGUCUUGCUAG
Spirodela intermedia is the source of this 3479-nucleotide messenger RNA. The record is from the annotation of a GenBank genome assembly. NCBI's taxonomy places the organism in Eukaryota, Viridiplantae, Streptophyta, Magnoliopsida, Alismatales, Araceae.